Molecule: messenger RNA, 1588 nt
Organism: Plutella xylostella (diamondback moth)
Lineage: Eukaryota; Metazoa; Arthropoda; Insecta; Lepidoptera; Plutellidae
Biological process (GO): regulation of transcription by RNA polymerase II
Cellular component (GO): nucleus
Molecular function (GO): RNA polymerase II transcription regulatory region sequence-specific DNA binding; zinc ion binding; DNA-binding transcription factor activity, RNA polymerase II-specific
Source: RefSeq, a predicted model, not a curated record
AAUCCGAACGCAUUCAUUCAUAUUAUUAUUUUCGUAUUUAAAUAUUUAAUUCAGUUAGUUAUUAAUGAAUAUUUACCGAAACGCAGUAAUUAGUUGGACUGACAUGAAACAUGGAGACCGACAUUAAGGCAACGAAUUUAGCUCUAAAAUAUCUGUGUGGUGAAACAGAAAAUGUUUGUAGGUUAUGUUUAUCAUCAACCUCUUCCUAUGCUAUUUCAACAGAAAGUGUUAUAAACCUGAAGAAACACUUCUUCGAAGAAGCCAUAACUUACAACGACAUAUUCAUCGAACUCGGUAUUCCUCUAGAAGAAGAGCUUCCUAAAGUGUUGUGUCGAGGGUGCGCCACAUCCCUGGUGCAGGGCUACACCUUCCACAAGCUCUGUCAGUACUCCAACGAGAGGUGGACAAUUGCCCUUGAACAUAUAGAAAACGGUUUCAGUGAAACAGAAAAUCUCAACCCAUCUGCGCAGAGCCUCUACAUGAUAAUAAAUAAAACCGAAAACAUCGUCUUUACAAGCAGAAAGAAAUGCAACAAGAACAAGAAAAGGAAUGCCCUUAACAAGAUCAGAAAAAUAUUCAAAAACAGAGAGAAUUUUAAUCAAUUUAACUUGAAGAACAAAAAUAAAUACCAUGGUACAGACAACUAUUGUUGUAGUCAAUGUGGUAAGACUUUUAUAUCCAACUAUUUGCUAUCAAAACAUUUGAGAUACCAUGCGGGCAGACAUGCUUGUCCGAAAUGUGCCAAAGUUUUCCCAACAGAGGCCAAAGUGAAAGAUCACAUUGACAGAAUCCACCAACCAAAGAACAUUCAAUGUCCGCAGUGUGGCAAGUUCUUCAGCACCAAAAAGAUACUACAAUUUCACGAACAAUUGUACCACGUACCAGCCCAGUGUGCACUGUGCUCCAUGGAGUUCCCGUCAAAGUAUGCUCUACGUGUCCACAUGGACAAACAUGAGCCAAACAAAUGUGUACGAUGUAAGAAAGUAUAUUUAAACCGAAACACAUAUAGGUUCCAUCUGAAAAUAUGUGGUAACCAAGCUGAAAAGGAGCCAAGAUUUUACUGUGACAUUUGCGGGAAAGGUUACGUCCGUAAGAACGGGAUCCGCACUCAUCUAAAAGUAUGUCACGGGUUUGGCAGUGUGUUCUCUUGCUCCUGGUGUGAUAAGAAGUUUGAUGCCAUGAGUAGACUUAAGAACCACACCGUAAAACACACAAGGGAGCGUAACUUUAGCUGUGACAUCUGCUCAGGGAAGUUUGUGACUGCGGCUGCUCUGGUCUACCACAAGAGACUGCACACUGGAGAGAAGCCUUUUAAAUGUGACAUGUGUGACGAGAGCUUCCUGUCGGCCUCCAGAAGGAUGGAGCAUCGCAUGCGCAAGCAUUUCAAGCCAACCAAAGAGUGUAAAACGUGUCAUAUGAAGUUUGUGAUGCGUCACCAGUUGAAGAAACAUGAAGAGAGACAUUCCAACCCUCAUAGUAAGCUGUAUGUGCCAGGUGCGGUGUGGACUGCGUAAUAUGUGAAUGGGAAGUGUAUUUUUAUUUUAUUUUUAAUGAAAUUUUAGCUAUUAAUAAAGUUGGAUUGAGUCAG